UUGGUAUAGGACCUUUCACGUGGGGCAGUGUCUCAGUGUCUCAGUGCGCUCGGACAAUGAACUGGACCACAGGAGAACUCCAGUGGACGACGCCCCAGGCCAGGGCCGGGAUGACCGACUCGGUGGUGAUGACCCCAACGGCCAAAGUGUUCACCUCUGUUGUCUAUGCCCUGGUCCUGGUCAGCGGUGUGAUCGGCAACAUCUUGGUGAUCUGGGUCAUCCGCAUCUUGAGGAACAGAACCUGCAUCCAGAGGCCUGUGAUGUGCCACAUGGUGAGCAUGGCCUGCAGUGACCUCCUGAUCUUGACCAUCUGUUUGCCCAUUGAAUUGUACAGCAUUAUCUGGUGCCCUUACCCUUGGCCGGCCGGGCGGCUGGGCUGCAAAGGUUUUUAUCUGCUUUGGGAGAUCUGCAGCUAUGCCACUGUGCUCAACAUCCUCGCCUUGAGCCUGGAGCGGUACAUGGCCAUCUGCCACCCCCUGCACGUCAAGGUCAUGUCCGGCUCCAGGACUAAGAGGCUGAUCGGGUUGAUUUGGGUGACGGCCGCUAUCUCAGCGUUGCCAGUUACCUUUGCCAUCGGACUUGAGGAUGCUUGGGGGCCCUUCAGACCCUACAAGGAGUCGAGGCCACCGCUCUACAUCUGCACCAAUUUAUCCGGCAGGAAGGUCCUCUUCCAAGCCAUAAUCUACACCUCGUUCUCUCUGUACCUGGCGGUUCUCCUGGUGGUGGGAAUAACCUGCGGGCAGAUGAUUAAGACCCUCAAUGACAGGCCCGUCCCCUCCUCGCUUGAAAGGACAAAGUCCACCUCCAAGGUCCUGCCCAGGUAUAGAGAGAUCCGGAGACAGAACAUUGUGAUGUUGGGGUGUGUUGUUGGUGCUCUGGCCAUCUGUUGGGUCCCAUUUCAGGCCAGGCGUCUGAUGGCAGUCACUCACUCCAAGACCCAGUGGACGGAGGAGUACUACAGAUCCUACCUGAUCAUGCAGCCCAUCACCAACACUUUCUAUUACCUCAGCUCGGCAAUUAACCCACUGCUGUACAACAUAUCCGCCAAGCAGUUCCGCAGGGUGUUUGUUCAGGUGCUGAGAGGACACAGUCCACACAGCUCGGUGCCACCAGAGUCCGACAUGAAUUCACAGUCGGAUUUGCAAAAGGACACGUCAUUCAACAGGGAGCCAUCCCCACACAACACCGACACUACUGAGAAAGAAUCUUGGAAGGGGCGAGGGAAGGGAACUCUUCUGUCUUGCCACGGCAGAUAGUGGGGAAGGGGUUAUAUAAUAUUGCAUUUGAUAUAGUUUCCUUAUUCCACACGCCUCUGUUUAUCUA
Messenger RNA from Callorhinchus milii (elephant shark), 1323 nucleotides. Its product is annotated as G-protein coupled receptor 39-like. The record is from RefSeq and is a predicted model, not a curated record. Gene Ontology annotation, cellular component: membrane. The coding region runs from base 57 to 1256 and encodes 399 amino acids. Gene Ontology annotation, biological process: G protein-coupled receptor signaling pathway. Gene Ontology annotation, molecular function: G protein-coupled receptor activity. NCBI's taxonomy places the organism in Eukaryota, Metazoa, Chordata, Chondrichthyes, Chimaeriformes, Callorhinchidae. The transcript has 2 exons.